AAACAAAGUAGGUCAUCACGUUUCCUUUCUGACUAAAUAUCAGCUUAUAAUAAUAUUUCUUCAUUAAAAAAGGACUAAGAAGAAAUCCUUUUUUUUAAAUAUUAUUCCAACGAGGAACAAAUUGCGAUUUUUUGAAGCUUUUUUUUGAGCUUAAAUCAGCUGAUUGCCUAUCGAAGUAACUGUUGAAUUCGCGGCUAAGGUUUCGGGACAGUUUUCCGGGUCUUCUUCACCUUCCGAGAGCACCGUGGGGUCUGCACCUGGAAAAAUGUGUUUCCAGCGCUACCUGGCGCAAGUCCGGACCACUUUGGGUCGGCAUUUGACAGAAACUUCUCCGGCAGCUUGGGCUGCUGUUCCCACUCAUCCCAACCGGAAACUGCAUCUGGUGCUGGGUAAUGAAUCCUGUGACCUGGAUUCCGCCGUCUCUGCCAUGACCUUGGCGUUUGUCUAUGCCCAGCGGAAUCGGGAGCACGAUUAUGUGCCUGUGCUGAACAUUCCUCGCCGGGAUUACCCCCUGAAAACGGAAGUGGGCCAUAUGUUUGGCAAGUGUGGGAUAUCUGAGCCGGUUCUGCUCUUCCGUGAUGACUUGCCCAAGGAAAUGACCCGGGAUAUCAGCGUUAUCCUCGUGGAUCAUCAUGUGAGUUCGCUGGCGCCGAACGUGACCCAGAUCCUGGACCACAGGCCACUGGAUGACGGUGCUCCAGACUAUAAGCUCCUCUCUGCCAGCUGUGAAAAGAAUAUCGACCCAACCGUGGGCUCCUGUGCCACUCUGGUGGCUGAGCGUUACCUGGCCGAGAAUGAGCCACGAUCUCAGAACGUAGCCCAGCUCCUCCACGCCACAAUUGUCCUGGAUACCAUUAACUUUUCGCCAACGGCCAAGAGAUUCGGUCCGCGGGACCAAUGCAUGGUACAGAACCUGGAACUGGAGCUGGGCCUGGGCAAGGAUCAGCGUCCCCAGCUGUUCGAUGAACUGGUGGCCGCCAGGGCCGACAUAAGCAAGCUCAAGUUGGCGGAGGUGCUGCGCAAGGAUAUGAAAAUGCUCUCCACGGAUCGUCAGGAGGUUCCCCUCGCCGGAAUGCCCAUCCUCGUAAGGGAUUUCGUGGACAAGAAGGGUGCAGAAGUGGCUGUGAAGGAGUUCGCCGUAAACAGUAAUCUCCUAGUGCUUCUGGGCAUGUAUGUGGAUCCCGCCGACGGACAGGUGCGGCGCGAUGUUGGCCUUAUCUCGCUCUCCGGCCAAAGCCAGCUGGUGGAACGCGUCAGGCAGGCUCUGGUGAAGUCGAGCGAUCCGGAUCUACAGCUGCGCCCUCACGACGUGGAAACCCAGUUCAUGGGCGGAUGUUUCCUGCGCCAGGACAACGUGCAGGCCACCCGAAAGCACAUCCUGCCAAUUGUGAAGGAAGCACUGCUCGACUGGGAGGCCGAGCACUGCUGCGACUGCGAGGAGGUGAUCUACUUCAAGGAGAAGCCGCAGCUGGGCCUCUCGUAGGAAAUGAAAAGACUUGGGUACGAUUUUGGUACACCCACUCCCAAUGGAAGUGUUCUUGGUUAAUUAUUAGAAUUAUGUACAGAUCAUACAUGGGUAAAAGAUUAAAAAAAAGAAGCUAUAUUAA
Molecule: messenger RNA, 1607 nt
Organism: Drosophila ananassae
Lineage: Eukaryota; Metazoa; Arthropoda; Insecta; Diptera; Drosophilidae
Gene: pn
Product: exopolyphosphatase PRUNE1
Exons: 2
Coding region: 266-1483 (405 amino acids)
Cellular component (GO): cytoplasm
Molecular function (GO): exopolyphosphatase activity
Source: RefSeq, a predicted model, not a curated record